This is a messenger RNA of Talaromyces proteolyticus, 1934 nucleotides long. RefSeq names its product putative metallopeptidase family M24. Gene Ontology annotation, molecular function: manganese ion binding; metalloaminopeptidase activity. NCBI's taxonomy places the organism in Eukaryota, Fungi, Ascomycota, Eurotiomycetes, Eurotiales, Trichocomaceae. The transcript is spliced from 11 exons. Gene Ontology annotation, cellular component: mitochondrion. The record is from RefSeq and is a predicted model, not a curated record. Bases 103 to 1614 code for a protein of 503 amino acids.
CCGGCUUUGAUUAGCGAUAGCAAAGUCACUGUUCAAUACGCACUACCAACGCAUUUGGAGCUCCCGCAUCCAUAUGGCUGACUGUUCGAUGCCCUGUCCGCCAUGUUGAAAUGCACCACUGCCCUUCUGGCCCAAUCGCGGCAUUGUGGCACGCACGUCCGACGUGGUAUCGCCCGUGGUUCACUCUGGAAGUCUCCGAGCCGCAUUGGAUAUCGAUCGAGUCUGCAGCAAAGAAGAGCCUACACGUCCGUUUCGGCGGCUGAUCUGCAGUUCGGCCAGCCUAUUCAUGAGACCCAUCCGCAUUUGUUAGGUCCAGGCGAACUGACUCCAGGUAUCACCGCGCAAGAGUAUGCCCACCGUCGCUCGAGACUCGCCAAUCGACUGCCAAAAAAUGCAAUUGCUGUUGUGGCUGCGGCUGAUGUGAAAUACCGCGCCGCAGGUAUAUUUUACGAAUACCACCAAGACUCCAAUUUUUUUUACCUGACCGGGUUUAAUGAGCCUAAUGCACUGGCUAUAAUAGCGAACGACGGGUCAGGGAAUAACCAUAUUUUCCACCUUUACGUCCGAGAAAAAGACCCGAAAAUUGAGCUUUGGGAGGGUGCUCGUUCUGGAACUCAGGCAGCCAUCGAUGUGUUCAAUGCGGACGAAACUGGAGAUAUUGAAAGCAUCAAAGAUACCCUUCUCCCGAUCUUAUCUGAGUCGAGCGAAAUCUAUACAGACAUAAAAACCUUCCAACCAUCAGGAUCCGCGUUAGCUCGGUAUUUGUCGAGCAACGACGGAGAAUCCGAAAUCCAGAAAGUGCUCAAAGAGCGGACUGUCAAACCGCUUCGCCCAAUAUUGAACGAAUUACGGGUAUUCAAAAGCGAGAGUGAGGUCGUCAAUCUUCGCCAAUCUGGUCAAGCCUCCGGGAGAGCAUUUACAGAGUCUAUGCGUCAGCAUUUCAGUACCGAAAAGGACCUGUCAGCAUUCUUACAAUACCAGUUCAAAGUCAACGGCUGUGAUGGGAGCGCCUUUGUACCUGUUGUUGGGGGAGGACGGAAUGCCCUUAGCAUCCAUUACACAAGGAACGAUGACGUUUUACGGGACGGACAAAUGGUGUUAGUGGAUGCUGGUGGUGAAUACGGCGGCUACAUUUCUGACAUCACGAGAACGUGGCCGGUCAAUGGCAAAUUUACGGAACCUCAGCGCGAUUUGUAUACAGCGGUCUUGAACGUUCAUCGUAGUUGCGUAUCUCUGUGCAGAGAGAGUGCUGGCUUAUCUCUUGAUCGUCUGCAUGGAAUUGCAGAGCAGGGACUCAAGGACCAAUUGAAACAACUUAAUUUCGACGUUUCCGGUAACGCGAUGAGGACCUUGUUCCCCCACCACCUCGGCCAUUACAUCGGGCUUGACGUGCACGAUUCCGCUGGCUAUCCAAGAACUGUGAAUCUCAAAGCCGGCCAGUGUAUAACUAUAGAGCCUGGUAUCUACGUUCCUGACGAUGAGCGGUGGCCCGAACAAUUCCGGGGGAUUGGCAUACGCAUCGAAGACAGUGUCUGCGUGGGUGAUGAAAACCCAAUUACCCUCACAACGGAGGCUGUAAAAGAGAUCGACGAUAUUGAGGCGCUUCGCUCGUAGGCAGUGGAGGACAUUGCAACGAUAUACCCAAUGUAUAGUAACUGGCAUAUUUGGAACAUCUGUGUACAAUAGACAUCUCCCUUACAUUUCAAUGGCAUUUGCAUAUGCAUAUGACAUUACCUUUUAUUAUUCAAUGUAGCGAAUGUAUCGAGCAUAGCAACGGGUCUCCCCACCGGCUGGCAGAACACGCGGUCCAGCUAUUACCGGCAGAAACAAAAAACCUGCCAGCUUACACCAGGAUAUUGUAAAAUCAGCCAGCCUUCAAAUUGAAAUUGAAAUUGCAAAUUGCAAGCAAGCAAUGGACGCGCCCAAGAAUGUGC